AUGCAGGGCCAUGGAAGGUGCUUGAAACUUUUUCUUGCAUUUGCUCUGCUUUUGGUACAGUACGCCAAAGGAGGAGAGGUGGACCACAGUCACAGGGAUACCAAUGUGACUGGGAGGUGCAUAGAGAGGGAAAGGAAAGCACUCCUUGCAUUCAAACGUGGUCUGGUGGAUAAGGCCGAUCUCCUCUCUUCAUGGGGUUCAGAAGCCCAAAAACAGGAUUGUUGCAGAUGGGUGGGAGUUUCUUGUAGCAACCAGACGGGCCAUGUUAUUCAAGUUGAUCUUCAUGGACUGUAUUCUUUGCAAGGUAAGAUGAUUAGUCCUAAACUGAUUGAGUUGCACUAUUUAGAACAUUUGGACCUUGGUGGGAUUAAUUUCAUCGGGAUCCCAGUUCCAGAUUUCAUUGGUUCUCUAUCCAAUUUAAGAUACCUAGAUCUGUCUUGGACUUAUUUUGGAGGCAAGUUUCCAAGUGAGGUUGGAAAUCUUACGAACUUGCAGUAUCUUGCCUUAGAAGCAAUGUUUAUGAUUGGUCGGAAGCCAUCAAUAAGCUUCCUGAACUAA
Molecule: messenger RNA, 558 nt
Organism: Prunus dulcis (almond)
Lineage: Eukaryota; Viridiplantae; Streptophyta; Magnoliopsida; Rosales; Rosaceae
Product: receptor-like protein EIX1
Exons: 2
Coding region: 1-558 (185 amino acids)
Molecular function (GO): protein binding
Source: RefSeq, a predicted model, not a curated record